AUGUUAUCUACACUUUUAAAAAAUUAUUAUUUAAGAUCUUGGUUAUUUUUAUUAUAUUUGACUUUUUUUUUAAUAUCUUCUAAAUUUAUUUAUUCAUUACCCCCAAGUUAUCAAUGGACUAAUGCAUGGACAGAUGUUACAGAUCAAGGAGCUGAGUAUAUAUUUACUAAUACAACUCAACCUUGGUUUGAUGGAAUAUCUUUUAGAUUCAUAGGUGAAUUUAUAUUUACUAAAGAUAAAGAUACUAUAGUUACAAUAUAUAAUGGAAAUAAUAUUCAUUGUAAAUUAUCUAUUGAUUAUAAAUCUCAGCUUGUUAUAGCUGAAUCUUCAUCAGAAAGUGGAGAGUACAAUAUAAAUCAAUAUACUUUUUUUCCUUUUACUUAUGAACCUCAAAAUAUUAAAAUAGAUAUUGCUGUUGAAAAGUUAAUAUGGCCAGGAGGAUUUUAUUUUUAUAUAGUAGGCAAUGGUCCUUAUUAUUACUGCCGUUCUGUAACUUAUGUACCUAUUACCAAUAUCAAGUGGGGAUCAGAUCAAUUACGAAAUUAUACUGUAAAAAGAAAUAUUCCUUUAGGCGAUCCCUAUAGACGUAUUUAUAUUGCUGAUGGAUGGCCAAGAAUGAUGGAUUUUGUAAAUAAUAAUUUAUACUAUGUAAAUAAUACUGUAGUUGAUAAAACAACAGGAACACCUACCUCGGAUAGAAUUCCAACUGAAUAUAAAUCUUGGCCUUAUGGAAUGGAUGCACAUAUUUUUGGAUCUGGAAUGUGGCCUACUAAUCAGUAUUCAUAUAGAUGGAAUUUGACAAUAGCUGUUAUGGCAUCAACCGAUAAUACAGAUUACUACUAUAGGCUAGAUAAUUACUUUACACACUUUGGAUAUAAUAAAAUGUGUACUAUUAAUAGAAAUACAAUAUAUAAUAACCAUAAUUUAACAAAUGAUAGACCUUAUGCGUUUGAUACAGAUUUUGGUGCCCAACCUUUUACUGUUGUAUUAAUAAAUCAACCAUUUGGUGUUGAACUUUUUGCAAGAGAAAUGCUUUGGACACCAGGUGGAGGUUAUACAUGUGGUCGUUACAAUUAUAAUGCUCAAAGCUUUGGUAUUUAUACAACUCAGCAAGAAUAUUUUCGUAGAGUAGCUCCGAGAUAUGGAAUAACACCAGUUAAUUGUGAGUAUUCACAAUGGUCUGCAUGGAUGCCAUGUAGUAGCACAUGUAAAGGAGGUACAACAUAUAGAUGGCGUUAUCCAUUAAGUGAAGUAAUGGCAGGUGGUUUAGAAUGUCCUAAUACAAUGCAAGAAUCUCUAUGUAAUGUAAAUAUAACUUGUAGUCCCUGUGAAUUUGGAGAAUGGUCUGUAUGGAGUGAAUGUUCUGCAUCUUGUCGAGGAGGUAUAUCAACAAGAACUAGAACUUUAAUCAAUAAUAUUACUGAUUGUAUGAAUAUGGUAUUACAAUCAAUGAGUUGUAAUAAUAUUCCAUGCCCUAUAAACUGUAUUCUUUCUGAAUGGAGUUCUUGGACUCCUUGUCCUAGUAAUUCUUGUUCUGCAACUAAAUCACGAUAUAGAGUAACUGUAACUGAAUCUCAAUAUGGUGGUAUUCCUUGUCCACCAGAAGAACAACUUACUCAAAUUACUUUUUGUCUUGAAAAUUGUACUAAUAUUUGUGAAGAAGGAACUACUGGGUCUGAAAUAUGUAAAAAUGGUGGUAAAUGUAUUAAUUAUGGAAUUGGUCAAUACAUAUGCAAAUGUAAACCUGGAUAUUUUGGAGUAAAUUGUGAAAUUUCAUCAGAAAAUACUGCAAAUAUAGUAGUUGGAAUAUCAAUAGCUGGUGUAGUUACCUUAAUAGGUAUUUCCAUUUGGUAUUUUGCUAAUAGAACAUAA
This is a messenger RNA of Cryptosporidium muris RN66, 1872 nucleotides long. RefSeq names its product thrombospondin type 1 domain-containing protein. The record is from RefSeq and is a predicted model, not a curated record. Bases 1 to 1872 code for a protein of 623 amino acids. The transcript is spliced from 4 exons. NCBI's taxonomy places the organism in Eukaryota, Apicomplexa, Conoidasida, Eucoccidiorida, Cryptosporidiidae. Gene Ontology annotation, molecular function: calcium ion binding.